Molecule: messenger RNA, 1227 nt
Organism: Bactrocera oleae (olive fruit fly)
Lineage: Eukaryota; Metazoa; Arthropoda; Insecta; Diptera; Tephritidae
Gene: obst-E
Product: obstructor-E
Cellular component (GO): extracellular region
Molecular function (GO): chitin binding
Source: RefSeq, a predicted model, not a curated record
UAAAUUUUUCGCAAACUGGAUACUGUUGUUUUUGUUGCUUUUCUUGAGUUGUCUUUUGUCACAACAGCAAAAUUUAAUAACAACUGUGUCAAGUGACUGACUUCAGCUAGAAGCUCCUCGUACUUACUACAUACCUUUUAGGCGCAGCUUCUAUCCGUCGCAGCUCGUCACCUCAACAUUCAGUCUUAAACGAAAGCUUACACGUUGUAGUGCGUUUUUUUGCAAAGCACGCUUUGGUGAAAAAUAAAACUUAUUAAAAAAUUUUAAAGGACUUUUCUCAAAGGAUACUCCUUAUAAACUAUAAUAAAUAAAAAAUUAGUGAAAAUGAUUAAGAUUUUAUUGAGUGCAACAUUGUGUGUGACCAUGUUUGGCUCAUUGGCUUACGCUCAAUGUCAACAACCGAACGGCACACAAGUCGUCUCAGGCUCUUGUGACGCUUAUAUCGAAUGCAAGAAUGGUAUCGCUGAGGAGAAACUCUGUCCCGACGGUCUGCUGUACAAUGAAAAAUCUUCCGGUUACCCCUGUGGCUAUCCCAUCGAUGUAGAAUGCUCACAAGGCCAAGCUCGUAUACAGCCUGCUCAACCAACCGACGACUGUCCACAUCAAUUUGGGUACUAUAGCAUGGGUGAUGCACGAAAUUGUGGUAAAUUCAAGAACUGCGCUUCCGGUCGUGGUUUCGUUUUCGACUGUCCCGACGGUUUGGCUUGGAACAAGGAAACCUAUAAAUGUGAUUGGCCCGAUCAAGUGCCCGACUGUGAUGCCGAAGCUUUCUUGGGCUUCAAGUGUCCACCACCAAACCCAUCGCCCAGAGGUCAAUUCAUUGGCGAACCCGAACAAGAAUAUGAAUUCUAUCCAUCGAGCGAGAACUGCCAAGUAUAUUUCAUUUGUAUCGAGGGUCGUCCCCGUCGCAUUGCUUGUGACGAAGCAAGCGCUUUCAAUCCGGAAACACAAACUUGUGAUGACAUCGACAAUGUGCCUUCUUGCAGCCCAGACAUUAAACAGCGCGGUCAGGAGAUUAAGAAUGCGCGUCUUUCAGCUCAGUCGGCGGCAUCAGCAAAGAGACGAAUCUAAAGAGAAAUACUGAGAAAAUUCUUAUUUUAUUACUAUUUUUUUCUCAUUAUUUGUAAUACUCUAGUCCCUAGUGAAAAAUGCGUUGAAUCAGUUUGGCUAUAUUUGUGUGUAUAGUUUUUGAAUAAAAUCGAAUCGGAAAAAAAAUUAAGUAUUUAA